CUUAGAUGCUCAUUUUAGGAGCAAUAGCAGGAGCCACUGUUAUUUGCCACUCACCCCAUUGAAAACUUACCAAACCAAUGGUUUUUGUCAUGGAAGCUGGCUGAGGCUGUAGCAAAAGCAAGCAGACAAUAAUGGGCUUACGAUUUUUGUCUGCCAUUCAGCUUGCUGCAGGGGGAUUCUUAACUGCCUAAGUCUGAUCACGGUAUUGCAGUGAGAUUGUAGGAACACUGGCCUCAGAAUCAAGUCAGAAUUUUACCUCUGCCUUGUUCCUUGAACCCAAAUCUGUACACUCACAAGCUCGAAUGUUUGUGCCUCUUUCAGUGGGAUGGAUAAAGAGUUUAAAGCCCCUGUUAGUGCUGCCCAAUUCCGUGCUCCCUGCAGAGAAAAAAAAGUCUCCUGGCAGCCUCAAGCUGUUUUUAAACGAGACAAAUGCCCGGGGUGCCUGUCUGCCAGAGCCCCCAGCCUGUACACCAAGUCCCUUUUUAGCACGCUUCUCCGCGCAGCUAUAUCUGGCUCCAGUUCUUUGCUCUGGGAACGUGACCUCAUCGUUGUUUUGGUAUUUCCAGUGAUUCAGCCCAGUCCGGGGUAGGGAGGAGUCAUUCCUGGUGCAGGCUGACAGGGUGUCUGUGCGUUGCUGGAAUUCCAGAGCAGUGCAGCCCCAGCCCUUCCGCUCCCUUGACAGCUCUGCUGAGGUUGGGCUGGUGCAUUGCAUUCCUGCCUGGCAGAUGGCCUGGACGCAGCUGGUACAGAGACUGAAGCUCCUGCUUUUGGGGGUAAUGGGGAUCCCUGUCUUUGCAGCGUAUCUGCCGUGGUGAGGGUGAAGAAAGCUACGUGCAGUAGCUUGAAUGCCUGGGAGAGCCACAAGGAGUCUCUGCUUUAUGGGUGGAAGAAGAGUCUCGCAGAAUGCUCACUACUGUUUACAGACUGCCAGCAUCCCGUAAUGAAGUUAACUUUACAACAUCUGCAGCAACGUGCUGCGUUCCCAUGCACUUCUCUGCAUUGGCUUCUCUGACAUGUAGAAGGGAAGACAAGAGGGAAACGCAUUCCAGACUGUCCUGGAGGCACUUGCAGGCUGGACGUCCGGGUAUCUGAAUUCCCUCAUGAGAAGUGUCCUCCCCGCCUCUCAUGUGCAGCCCUAUCUGUCCAUGGGUAGCACCAGCUUAACUGAUGUCCUGAAGAGCAUUCCUCACCAUGGAUAGUCCACCCAAACUGACUGGUGAGACGCUGAUUGUCCAUCACAUUCCCCUGGUGCAUUGCCAGGUCCCCGACAGACAGUGCUGCUCCGUGAGCAAAAGGACCAAUCCCUUCUGCCAGCCAGAGCUCAGCAUUACACGGACCUCUGCCCUUCCAGACAGAGACCUUUCACAGACUGACUCCCUGGUGUACAGCAGCUUUCUCCAGACCUCCGAAACCUCAGCAGAGGCCUCAGACAAGAAAGAAGGCAAAGCAAGGGAUUUGAUUGUCCCUAGUGCCAGCAAGCGACACAACCCUUUCCUGCUGAGUGAGGGUGAAGACCUCAGCUUCUUUGGGGAUGACUUGGGUCAAAAAUCUUUCCAUCUUCACAACUCACUUGUGGCUGGCAAACCUCCCUUUCAUCUGCACGAGCUGGCCUUGCCCCCUUUCCACCUCCACGACUCCAAGCACAUUGUGAAAUCCUGGAACAUGGCUAGCCGGUCCGGUGUGGUAGACGGGCAAGAGGACAAAAUCAGCAGUGACGACGUCCAGAAGAGGAACAACGCAAACAGGUGUCACCACGCCUCAGAACGCAUGGAGCUGGAUGAAUGCAGCUGCCAUCGUGGCAGCUCCUCCAGCUUCUCCUUCGACGGUGGUGACCAGGAGUGGAACCAGAACACGGGUGAAUUGCUGAGGAAUCAGGAUGCCCUGCACAGCCGGACAUGCAGCUGUUCCAGUUCGGAGCUCCAGCACUGUCGCUGCUACAGUUCAUCAAGUCAGUCUGAGGUGAUUGACCAACAGAUGGGCUACAUCAGUGACUCUUCCUGCAACAGCUCUGAUGGGGUGCUGGUGAACUUCAGUGCUCUCUACAACAAAAUGAAUGGUCAGUCUCGAUCUAACCUGAAUUCAGCCAACCUGUCCUGUGACUCUUCCUUCUGCAGCCACUCGGACACAGGAGCUUUUUACCUGGAUUUGCAUUCAUCACCCACAGAAUCCAAGAUGUCUUGCGAGUCGCAUCACCCAGAGAGUUCAGGGAAGGUGUGUGGGUGUCAACACUCCUCCUCACCUGUUCUUGAUGCUAACUGCAACUCCUACCACCUCCACUGUGAGCCUUGUGCUUCAGAGAGCUCAGACCUCACUGCCUGCUUACAGAGCCAAGCACGGCUUGUUGUGGCUACUCAGAAUUACUAUAAGUUAGUCACAUGUGACUUGUCUUCCCAGUCAUCCCCCAGCCCGGCAGGAUCUUCCAUAACUAGCUGCUCAGAAGACCAUACCAAAGGUAGUCCAGCCCAGCCCACUGAAUACUAUCUGUUCAGAAGGCCUGACCUGAGACAAGAAGAAAGCAACGUGGAGUGCAGUGAAGAGGAGGCAAAGGGAGAAUCCGCCCAAAACAUGAUUGAGGGUCAGGUCUAUGUGAACGUGUCACCACCUAACCUCAACACAAGCCGGCAGCGCUCCAGGAGCUAUGACCAGAACCUGGACAGGAGUCCCAGCAGCAGGCUGGGCUCCUUGGAGCGCAUGGUAAGCUGUCCGGUCAAGCUGAGUGAAAGUCCAGCAAUACCUAUCCAGAGUUCUCCCCCGAAACGAGUGACAUCUUUUGCUGAACUGGCUAAAGGCCGGAAAAAGAAUGGCACCUCCCCACCACUCCGGUCCAGUGGUGAUUCCUCCUUGGAGUUCUCUCCUAUCCCUGAGACACAGCGGGAUUGCCCAACCUUCCUUGAAGAAAGAGCUCGCCGCAGCCAGAGUCUUCCACCCAUGCCUUUCGUCCAUGGCCUGAACCGGAGCUGCGAGGGCUUCUGUUUGAAUCAUGCUUUUGGGGACAGCCAGGCUUUGAGUUCCACCAAAGACUCGGUCUCCGGUGAGAAGGUCCCCAGUGGGCAUGGGGCAGGUGAGCAAGCCUCUCUCUCCCUGCUGACGGAGGCAGAUGCCAGCUUCUCAGGUGGCUCUGCCAGUGGCCACGGACAAAGAGGUGCUAGAGCCCGAGCAGACGGUGGUGGCACAGACAGCAAGCCUGUGGUACGCUACAGCAAGGACCAGCGUCCCACGACUCUGCCCAUCCAGCCCUUUGUUUUCCAGCACCAUUUCAGCAAGCCACCCAAGGCUCGUGCCCUGCACAGCCAUUUUGCUUCCAGCCUUUCCCAACUCUACAGCUUGUCCAGCAACCGGUCUGCCAGCCAGCAGAUCUCCUCCAAUUCCCAGUCCUCAGCCUCGGCCACCUUGGCAGAGCAGGCGGUGGUGGCGGGGAGCCAAGCCCACAGCACGCUCCUGACCCAACGUUCAGCGGAUGGAGCUGCCUCCCGCAAUGAUGGCUGCAUUAAGAAGCCUGCACCGGAGACAACCCGGCCGUCCCCCCUGGGGAGUUACUCUCCUGUGCGAUGCAACGUGCCUUUCUUUCAAAGCGUGGACUCCUCUUCCUCACCCACCGCGGAGAGAGCUGGAGAGAGCCAGCCCCCCAGGAGCAGGUCCUGCCCCAUCUCCGCCAGCCUGCUUCCCACGAGGUCUUCCCCGGCUGUCAGUGCCAUGCAGCCCUCCCAAGCCACCAAAGCUGAUGCCCUGAGGCAAAAGGAGAACGCCAAGCCGGUUCCCAAGAAGGAGGCACCGCUGGAGCCAAGCCCACCACUCUCUGAGUACCGGCUCCACACUGGGUCCCUCCCGCCCCUCUCGGUGGGUGGUAUGCCUGUGAGCAGAGUAGGAAGCCACACAGAUCCCCACUGGAGAAGUGGCGGUGAGACGAGCAGCUCUGGUCCCUUGAGCAGCAUGGGAAUACGGCCCCUCAAUGCGAACCACCUCUCUCCCCAAGCGCUGAAGUGGCGGGAGUACAGGCGGAGGAACCCCCUGGGUCUGGACCGCAUUUCGGGGCUGCCCAGCUUAGCAGGCAGCCUAGACAGGAGGCAGCAAGAGCCUCGGCUGAACCGGGGGAACCCCAUCUUUGAGCUCCCUGGCACUCUCAACACCAGCCAUUUCCACUGCAAGCUGAACGGACAGUCUAUGAGGCAACUCCAGCUUACCUACACUGACUUCUUCCCUGACUACUUCUCACUAGCAGAGAAACCCCCCGCUGAGUUCUGCCUCUCCCCAGAUGGCAACACAGAGUCCAUCUCCAUCGAUUUGCUGCAGAAGAAGGGUCUGGUGAAGGCAAUCAACACUGCUGUUGACCUGAUUGUGGCUCACUUUGGAACCAGCAGAGAUCCCGGGGUGAAGGCCAAACUUGGGAACAGCUCCGUGAGCCCCAAUGUGGGGCAUCUCAUCCUGAAAUACCUGUGCCCUGCUGUCCGGGACAUUCUGAGUGACGGGCUCAAGGCUUACGUCCUGGACAUGAUCAUUGGCCAGAGGAGGAACAUCCCCUGGAGCGUGGUGGAGGCAUCCACCCAGCUAGGCCCCUCUACCAAGUUGCUGCACAGCCUCUAUAGCAAGAUCAGCCAGUACAUGGAGCUCACCAACCACACCAUGAGGUUCAACGCAUUCAUCUUUGGCCUCCUCAAUAUCCGGUCCUUGGAGUUCUGGUUCAACCACCUCUACAACCAUGAAGAUAUCAUCCUGGCACACUACCAGCCAGUGGGCUUCUUGUGCCUGUCUCACAGCGUGUGCCAACCUCUUUUCGAGGAGCUCUUGCUCCUGCUCCAGCCUCUCUCCCUGCUGCCCUUCAACCUAGACCUCCUUUUCGAGCACCACCUGAUGCAGAUGGGCAAAGAGCAGCAGCAGCAAAAGGAGCUGCUGCGUGUGAAGCAAGACCUGCUGCUUUCCGCACACUCCACCCUGCAGCUGAUGCGGACGCGGGGCAGCAGUGAGGAUCCCGACGGCUGCAGCACUGCCCCCGAAGCAUGCAAAGCGAGUGCCAGAGAUGGUGACAUCUCGCCAGGCCACAGCCCCCAGCAAGCUGCGAGUGAGAGGGUCAAGGGGGUGGGUGCCUCCUGCGGAGAUGGCGACAGGGAGGAAGAGGGGAGGAAGACGCAAGAGAGCGCGUGGGAGGGGAAGAAGGACAAGCAGGCAGGCUGGUGGUACCAGCUCAUGCAGAGCUCUCAGAUUUACAUUGAGGGCUCGGCUGAAGGCUCAAAGUUCAUCCGCUAUGAGAAGAAGAAGAAGGCUUUGAAUACUGUGCCUAGGUCAGCAGAGACCCGCAAGGCACCACCCCCCCGCGAAGGGGUUGUGGAGGGUGCGGAGGCUUGCCCCAUUGCUGAGGGCACCUUGGAGGAGAGGCCCAAGGCUGCCAGCAAGCCAAGUCCUGAAACCAUGGAAGAGCCCUUGGAAAAGCCCCAGCAGGUACUGGUUGGCGAAGAGGUGAAGGAGCGGAGCUGGCCCUUCUGGAUGGGCAGCCCCCCAGACUCGGUGCUUACAGAGCUGAAGCACAGCAAGGAGAAGGAGACUGGGACUCAGCAAAGAGUGGGAACAGCAGCAGCAGCCUCCCGAGAGGAGAGCAGCACCAGUGCAUCAGAGGGCAGCCAGCCCAUCAAGUGGGGACACUUGUUUGGGUCCAGGAAGGUGCAGAAAGAGCACAGGCAGCCUAACAGGUUGCCCUCUGGCUGGCUGAGCUUGGACAAGUCUGUCUUCCAGCUGGUGGCCCAGACGGUCGGAGCAAGCAUGUGGCGAGAAGCAGCUCCUGAGCCGGAGCCCCCCCAGCCAGAGCCACCUGAAGUGGCCCCCGCGGCGCAGCCAGCCCGGGGGCUGUCUCCCCACCCUCCCUGUGACGUGAAAGCUCUUUGCCAUCACAUUGCCACCGAGGCAGGACAGCUGAGCUUCAAUAAAGGGGAUAUCCUGCAGGUCAUCUCCAAAGUGGAUGGUGACUGGCUGCAGUGCAGCCUCGGCUCCGAGAAGGGACUAGUGCCCAUCAUGUACGUCACCCACCCGGAGGACGAGGACUAUUGACGUGGCUGGGAAGCCAAGCACAGUACCGUGGGCUGCUGAGGCUCCUCUGGGGAAGCCCACCCUGCCAGAGGAACAGACACAGCUUCUUGCUAGUUUCUUACCUUUCUUGCCAUUACAGAAUACAGUAACCAUAGGUGGUUCCUUCUUGCUCCUCCUUGUGCAGCUGCCAAAGGCCAGCUUGGCCCCUGGGGUUUUCUGCGAGCUGCACCUCGUAUUGCCAGGCACCGCCGUGCAUGCAGCCACACUGGGGACCACCUGAGCCCCUUCCACCCCAUGCCAUCUCCAGCACCUGUAGGCUGUAGACUCGUACAUAGCAGGAACCCAAGCAGUCCCUGCCAGGGCAGCACUGCCCCACUGCCUGGCUCAGUAUCACACUGGAGGGUGCAGGAUGCUGGCUGUCCCCUCCCCAAGGGUGGCAGUGCAGUCUGCAGCCUUCAGCACCCCUGGCAUCAUCAGCCACAGGAGUGGGAGCACCGUGCAUUGGCAAGGUCCCUGCAAGGCUGGGCUGAUGGGUUGCAUUGCAGCUUGAUGGGGGCUGCGAGGUAGGUUCCCCUACUCUGUAGCAGCCCUGUCCUAACGUAUUAUAGUUGUGCCUGGUGGGUUGUACCGGGCCAAGUGGCCUGGCACUGCCAUGCGGCAGGGCUGGGGCUGUGCCUGGCCACGGCCAGGGGAGGGGGAAGGGGUAUGUGUGGAGGUGUGGGGGGUCAUGAGAAAGGGGUGUGGAUGUUCAGUGUUACGUAGGUCCGGGAUGGGUAGUGCCACCCUGUGCAGAGAUGGGUGCUUUGGGGGGUGGCCCUGUGCCCUCCACGCUGAGCAGGGAGCCAGUGCCUGGGAAGCCCUGGGAUGCUCAGUGGAGGGGGGUUGGAGGGGAGGUGGUGAGGGCAAGGUCCCUGACUGGGCUAGAGAUGCUCUUUGGAGUUGGGGGCAGCGCUCCCGGCAGGUAGAUUGGGGGAUGCUCCCAGAGGGAGCUGGGGAGGGAGGGGUGGUGCUCCCCUUGGCAGGGUUUCUGGUCUUGCUGAGCAGUGCUGUGGGGUGGGGGGGACAAGUGUUGUGCACGAGCACAAGGGGAUGCUGGGGGUCCUUGGUAGAGGCAAUGCCAGUCAACCCCUUUCUUGCCAUGUUCAUGCCGCCCGCUGGGGUGGGGAUCUUCACCUGCCUGUCAGGUGGGGAACAGUGUUAGUGAAAGGCCACGCCAGUAUUUGGUGCCUUGGCCGGGCUGACGCUGCUCGCAGCAUCGUGCCUGGGCUGGCUUCCCCAUGGCGAGGGGCCCUGGUCUUGCAAGGUUACCUCCUGCUUGUACAUCGCUUAGCGGACAUUGCACCAUAUUUAAUUUGUAUUUCCCCGUUAGAACGAGGUGUCUCGCCUUUAUUUAUUUCUUUAUUUAUGAUGCAUAUUAAUAAAAAAGGUGCUGAUUGA
This is a messenger RNA of Harpia harpyja (harpy eagle), 7452 nucleotides long. RefSeq names its product RUN and SH3 domain containing 2 (gene RUSC2). Gene Ontology annotation, cellular component: cytoplasmic vesicle. Lineage: Eukaryota; Metazoa; Chordata; Aves; Accipitriformes; Accipitridae. Gene Ontology annotation, molecular function: protein binding. The record is from RefSeq and is a predicted model, not a curated record. The transcript has 13 exons. The coding region runs from base 1192 to 6036 and encodes 1614 amino acids.